Dromiciops gliroides (monito del monte) is the source of this 549-nucleotide messenger RNA. It is a transcript of the gene GKN1, whose product is annotated as gastrokine 1. Gene Ontology annotation, biological process: regulation of cell population proliferation. Lineage: Eukaryota; Metazoa; Chordata; Mammalia; Microbiotheria; Microbiotheriidae. The transcript has 6 exons. Bases 1 to 549 code for a protein of 182 amino acids. The record is from RefSeq and is a predicted model, not a curated record.
AUGAAGCUGUUGAUUGUGUUUAUUGGACUCCUCGGAUUCCUCUGGGAUCCCACCUCUGCUGACACAAAUAUCAAUGUCAGCAAUGACAACGACAGUAAUGGUGGUUCCCAGACGGUGAGCAUCAACAACGACCACAAUGUAGCCAACGUUGAUAAUAACAAUGGAUGGGAGAGGUCUUGGAACUCAAUCUGGGACUACAACAGUGGCUUUGCAGCAACUAGGAUCUUUUCUAAGAAAACCUGCAUUGUGCACAGGCUGAACAAAGAUGUUGUUCCUGGUCUUCAGGAGCUUGAGAGGAUGUCAAAACAAAAGGCAAAUGUACAUACUGGACCUUCCCCUAAAAGCCUGCAGUAUGAAAUUGAACCUGAGGCGAUAGACAACCUGGCCCAGUUUGGAACUCCUAUUGAAAACAUGUGCAAAGGGCUUCGCACAUACAAAGCUCAGGAAGUUCAAGGGCAAGGCUUCUUUUUCUUCAGUGGCUCAUGCUUUGAUGUUAAUGUCCUCUGGGUUCUGAAUAUCUCCUUAUGUGGAGAGACAACAGAUGUGUGA